CCUCGUGUGCCGUCACUUCCUGGAGUGCGGCGCGGGGAUCCUGGGUUGGCGGCUGGGCAGAGGCAGGCCGAGUCGCGGAGCUGCUGCUGUCUGGGCGGCCGAACACGUGAGACCACUCGGCUGUGUGGGUGGAGACUGAGAGCUGCGGGAAAAGGGGGUCGGAUUAAAACCUUCACUGGAAACGCGCUGGAACUGGACGGCGGCGUGGGCUCAGAUAGCAGAUUCCCAAGAAGAAAAUAAUGGAUUGCACAUCAGUUGUUCUCUAAGUGUUUCAACACAGCAGUGUGCAGGCUUGUUGCAAAGUCCCAAAGAAGAUGGCAACCCCUUACGUCCCAGUUCCUAUGCCCAUAGGGAACUCUUCUUCCAGCUUUACAGCCAACAGAAACCAAAGAAGUUCUUCUUUUGGGAGUAUUUCAACAAGCUCAAACUCUUCAAGAGGCCAGUUAGAAGACUCAAAUAUGGGAAACUUGAAACAAACAAGUGUGCCUGAUCAAAUGGAUAGCAGUCCCCUCAUCAGAACUAAAUUUACAAAUGCAAAUUCUUCCAUUGAGUAUUCUACUAGACCAAGAGAAAGUGAAGAACAAAAUCCUGAAACAGUGAAUUUGGAAGAUAGACCUUCUACACCUACUAUUCUAGGUUAUGAAGUGAUGGAAGAAAGAGCUAAAUUUACUGUAUAUAAAAUUCUAGUAAAGAAAAAUCCAGAAGAAAGUUGGGUAGUUUUCAGAAGAUACACUGACUUCUCUAGGCUUAAUGAUAAAUUAAAAGAGAUGUUUCCAGGCUUUCGAUUAGCACUUCCACCAAAACGCUGGUUUAAAGAUAACUACAAUGCUGACUUUUUAGAAGAUAGACAAUUAGGAUUACAAGCAUUUCUUCAAAAUUUAGUAGCUCACAAGGACAUUGCUCACUGCCUGGCAGUGAGAGAAUUUCUUUGUCUGGAUGAUCCACCAGGUCCAUUUGAUAGCCUAGAAGAAAGCAGGGCUUUCUGUGAAACUUUAGAGGAGACAAACUACCGUUUUCAGAAAGAAUUACUUGAAAAACAAAAAGAGGUGGAAUCACUGAAGAAACUGCUCAGUGAGAAGCAACUGCAUAUAGAGAUGCUAGAGAACAGGAUCAGAGUAUUGUGUUUAGAACCUGAGAAGUCACUGCAUUUGUCGAGUAUAGAACGUGAACAGAUUCCAAAGGUGGACUCCCCUGUACUUCAAGUUGAUCAAGAAGUCUUGGAUGAAGAAUCCAGAGCUGAUGACAAGUCAUGCUUAAGUUUUAGUGAACCUGAAAAUUCUGUGUCAGAGGUAGAAGUAGCAGAAGUGGCUUAUAAUGCUGAAGAAGACUAAUCAGUCAUAGCCGUUCCCUCUCUUUCUACGUCUCAGCAGCGUUAGACAGAACGUUUAUUGAAAAUAGCAAGAACACAAAUGUAUAAGGUUUACAUAAACAAAAGUUUUUUAAAUUAUGGGGAUAAAAAAUAUAUUCACCAAUGCUUUAAAUUGUCUUUUAUUCCACCUUUGGAUUUAAUACACUAAAAAAAAAUCUAGUUAGAAUUCUGUUAUCAAGACCUACAUUCUUCAACACUGUGCAUAAAUUAUUUUGGUUUUUUGUCUGUAUAUUGCUCCAAACCACCAAUGUGUGUUUAUAUUACCAGUUGCAUUAGUCAAAUUGACAUUUAUUGCAUGUUGCUUGCUGUCUGGUUGAGAUAUACUUCUUUGUAUCUCUGACAAGAUUUAGUUGGUAAAGAACUAAGUUUUAAAUAUUGAAAUGUUUACCAUCUCUAAAAACUGCUUAUUUAGAAUGUUACUAUUUAAAAAUAGAAAACUUUCUAGUACCAAAGGAAAACUAUUUGAAAGAGCUGUAAUAAUAUAGCUAAAGUGCUAAAAUAGCCUUGAUUUUGAAAGUUAAUUAAUUAAUAUCAAACUACUCUAAGUGUCCCGGUUUAUUGUUAUUCUUGUUUAUUUUUCACAUAAUUUUUAUCUUAAAUCUCUAUCUAUAGAAUCAUUGAGUUUGCCUCUUUGAGAACACUACCUCUUUUUGCUAAUCAAGGCAUACUCUUUUGAAAAUAUGUUAUGGAUUCUAAGCAAAUAAGGAGUUAUUCAAAAAAAUACAAAUAAAAAGCCAUAUAUAUACUACAAAGUUCCUAACUAUGUUGACUCCUGGCAUUGCAUGUCUACAUGUGUAAAUAUGUUACUAUAUUCUAUUCUUGGCGAUUUUCUGUUUAAUAUAUUUAGCCAAGUGAUGCACUUUAUGGUAAUUAAACUCUUUUGUGCCAAGUUGAAUUGGUGAAUUUCUUUAGUGAGUAGAGUUAGGGCCUUCAGUACUUCACCUUUUCCAAAAGUCUCCUGGGGUCUGUGUCAGCUUUAUGAAAAAGUGUUCAUUUCUGUUCUGUGUACAGUUGUCAAAAGUGCCUUGUUUCAUUUUUAUAGUAUGAAGUUAUUCAUUUUCUAUUUCUACUGUUUUGCGUAUUGCUCUUAGUAAGCAUUGUAAUCAUGCUAGCAUUUUGAGGUCCUAGUUGGUGUAUUGAACUCCAUAUACUCUCUAAAAACUGAGGGGAACUUGCUGGGGAAAUAAAAUAAUAAGCUCCAUUUUUUUUUCUUCACUAUCUAAAAGUGUGUUAGUAUCUUGAUGAAUGUAUUAAGAUGUCAUUAUUUAAAAUUCUACUCACAUAGGUUAUCAGAUCCAAUGGCUGCUUUUCACCUUUGAUCUAAAAAGGAGACUGCUUUUUAUUAAAAUACCAAAAAUUUUGAAAGGCUAUAUCAAAAUGCCCCAGGUAUGUGCUGUCUCAGAAUAUUUUCCACAAAGAGUACCAGAAAUGUGUUUACUAGCCUGGGAGACAGAAAGAACAUAACACACUGGUCUACUUGUAUCUUUCAAAAUAUUAUUUUAGGUUUAAAAAGAACAAUCAUUUAAGUUAAUAUAAUUUUUAAUCUAAUAAAACAUGAUGAUCUAUGCUAAAUUCCAGAUAUUAUAACACUAUAUGUCUGUUUUAAAGUAAACCAUACUCUCAAAAUCUGGUCUUUCAUAAGAUUGUAUUAAUGUUUGGGAUGAGUAAAGAAAAACUUUUGUUAAUUAGGUAAGCCACUAUUAUUUUGUAUUUAGAAUUUACUUUUUUACUUUUAUAAUGCAUUUUAUUC
Pteronotus mesoamericanus is the source of this 3119-nucleotide messenger RNA. RefSeq names its product sorting nexin 16 (gene SNX16). The coding region runs from base 315 to 1331 and encodes 338 amino acids. Gene Ontology annotation, biological process: protein targeting to lysosome; endosome to lysosome transport; early endosome to late endosome transport. Gene Ontology annotation, cellular component: extrinsic component of endosome membrane; late endosome; early endosome. Lineage: Eukaryota; Metazoa; Chordata; Mammalia; Chiroptera; Mormoopidae. The record is from RefSeq and is a predicted model, not a curated record. Gene Ontology annotation, molecular function: phosphatidylinositol binding. The transcript has 8 exons.